Molecule: messenger RNA, 3249 nt
Organism: Trichophyton verrucosum HKI 0517
Lineage: Eukaryota; Fungi; Ascomycota; Eurotiomycetes; Onygenales; Arthrodermataceae
Product: RNA-directed RNA polymerase, putative
Exons: 1
Coding region: 1-3249 (1082 amino acids)
Biological process (GO): siRNA processing
Cellular component (GO): nuclear RNA-directed RNA polymerase complex
Molecular function (GO): RNA-directed RNA polymerase activity
Source: RefSeq, a predicted model, not a curated record
AUGGUGAGAAUCCAGACUCCCUCUAAGAAGCGCAAGCAGCUAAAACUUGGAGAUUAUGGAAUUGUCCCCAGCGCACCCACGAAAGGGCCUGCGCCGUGUACGGCAUCUCCUCGAAUUGAUACGUUGCAGUCCAAAAUAAACGAUGGGAUGAUUGUGAAGAAAAGUCCCAGCCGCAGCAUGCGCCCUGGGCUGUCGAAUUCGAAGGGCCUUUCCUUCAACGAUUCUACCAGCCCAGGUCGAAGCUUUUCCUCAACGACUGUAUCAACUGUGCCAAAUUCUCGUGUUACCACGCCCUUGACUUCCUUUGCAAGUGCUACGUUUAGGUUGCCAAGAUACCCGGUGAUGCGCAUCUCUCCCACUCUCAGGCCAUUAGAUGAAGGAAAGCUCAUUCCAAUGCUUUCGGACCUAGUGACCAAAGGCCCUUUCUCCAAACGGCUUGCAUGGUUUAAAGAUAUUCCCCUACGGCUUCGAUAUGAAGUUGAACGCUUGGCGCGGGCGUGUGAUAUCAUGCCUGAGACCAUACUCUCGGAAGAUAUACUUACUGAAGACCAAUCUUAUGAUACUCUUUCCCAAAUCUUGUCUCGUGGGCCAUACAAAAACAAGAUUGAAAAGCCAAAGUUGGGUGUUUGGAGGGUAGCAACCGAAAGCUACAUGGAUCCCGAAAAACGGACCAUGGUGGUUUUCAGUGGCCAGCUUGAGUGGAAGGAUGAGAGAUUGGUCCUAGUUCUGAACCCACUGAAGCUUGAAAAGAGCCACAGGUUCGCUCGAAGAUACGGGGCUGAUAGGUUCCUAGAGAUAUUACUUCCUUCAAAGCAUCCAACUAAAAGUGGACGUGAUGCAGAGAUCUUUGGGAAAGCCUUAGGCAAAUGGCUUUCGAAUGAGUACCAUUAUCUCCUUGGCCGUAGAUGGCGUGCAUUCUAUUUGGAGGACUUUAAAUCUAAGUCGAAGACAACUUCCUUCAGUGGCUCUGGGCGUAAAACAUUCCUAUUUGCCGUUGACGGUGAGGAUUUCCUUGGGACUCCUUCAGGGAUUUCGCCGAUGGAUGAGACUUCGGAGAACCACACGCCUAUGACGGUUGAGCAGCUGGUUGACUGGCACAUUCACUAUGCCAGGAACACCCAUCAGGAAUACUCCAAACUGUUUACUAGAAUCCGCCUAGGACUCUCGAGGACCACAGCAACCAUUACUCUUCGGCCGGAGGAAUUCAUUUACGAUGAUGAUCCAAGGCAAGAAAAAAUGAGCGACGGAUUUGCCAUGAUGUCCCGCUCGUUAGGAAAAGCAAUUGCAGAUUCCCUGUGUCUAUCCAAGGUUCCAACCAUUUUCCAAGGUAGAAUUGCCGGAGCUAAGGGAAUAUGGCUUGUUGCCAAAGAUGAUCACGACAUCCAUGUGAAGGGCCUUCGACAUUUUGAAACUGAGAGAGGAUAUUGGCUGGUCAUCAAUGCGUCCCAGCUGAAAGUGCAGCCUCCCCCUUGUGAUACCAGUUUGACGUUCGAUGAGCACCAAUUGACUUUUGAUGUCUCUUCAUACUCCCAGCCUCCCCAACCGGUGCAUUUGAAUAUCCAGUUUUUGAUGGUACUGCAAGACAGAGGUGUCAACAAGGAGUACAUACUCUCUCUCAUCCCGGACGAAGCAGAUAAAUUUUACAGCGAAUUCUUACUCGUCCAAAACGGAGAUUCUGUAGCCUGUCGAGCCUGGGUCAGGAAAAAUGGAGGAGAUGCGUCCUCUCAAAUCCUGGCUUUGAAUGAGAGUACUUUCCCCACUAACCACACUGCACAACUCAACGGGCUUCUUGAUGCCGGGUUUUCACCCUCGAACCUUGCAUUCGUACGAAGACUAUUUAAAGAGAAUUCUCUAGGUGGCUUUGUCCAAAAGCUUGAAGCCCUCAAAAUAAAAAUCCCACACUCGACCUACGUAUAUUGUAUACCUGAUCCCUAUGGUGUGCUUGAAGAAGGCCAGAUUCAUCUCGAUCUUGGGGAUAGCUGGGAAGAUGGCACCACGGACUUAGAUGGUAUCGAUGUGCUGGUUGCUCGAGCUCCUGCUCAUUUGCCUAGUGAUAUACAGAAGUGCCGAGCUGUAUUUCAUCCUGCACUAAGAUACCUGAAGCACGUGGCUAUCUUCACCAAAGGCGACGUUCCUCUUGCUUCCCUACUUUCCGGCGGUGAUUAUGAUGGUGAUGAAGUUUGGGUUUGCUGGGACCAGGAGAUUGUUAAACCCUUCGUUAACUAUCCCAUGCCAGAAAUCCCGGAACCUGAGGAAUACGGCCUCGUGAAGGUGUCUCGACGUGUCGGGGACAUGCCAUUCGACCGUUUCAUGGAAUACGCAUUCACUUUCAAUAUGUCGCAAAACCCUCUUGGCUUGUGCACCAACGAGCAUGAGAGGUAUUGCUACCAUCGGGGUGGCAUUGGUUCCCCUCUUGCAAUACAUUUCUCAGGUUUGCUUAGCCACCUUGCAGAUAUACGAAAGUCCGGGUACGAGUAUCCGGCGGAAAAUAGGCAAAAAUACCGUGAAAGCCUGGGCCCAUUAACCCUGCGAAAUCCAGCUUAUAAAAUCGACAAGGCAUCUGAGCAGGACGGAGAGCCUAUUACCUGGAAGUCGGACAAUAUCCUCGACUGCUUGAGGUUUGAAGUUGUUGAAACGGUUAAAGAGAGGAUCUACUCUCGCCUAAACAAUGACUGCCCUUCGACUAAUAUUCCCAAGGUUGAUGAAGAUCUCAUAGCAAUCUGGAAGAAAACUUGGGACCGCGCAAUUCAAGAAAGAAACUCUGGGUGUUCCAAAUUAUUGGAUGCUAUCAACAAGCUCCGAGAACAGGUUGAGGCGGCCUCUGAAACCUAUCGCAGAGUAACUGACAAGCUGUCCCAUGCAGCUAAAGUUACGUUUGCCGCUGAGUCCUUGAUGGCCAUUAAGCCCCCUGAUAUUGACCAUCCUGUUGCUAUUGUCUGGAGGGAGUCCGCUUAUGAAUGGAAGAACCUGCUGGCUUCAUGUGCGUACCAGUGUUCGCCAGAUUCCUGGUUUACAUGGCACGCCGCGUUCAAGGACCUUUGUCAUAUGAAAGCCAGAGCGAACGGCCCCUGGUACAGCGUCCAAGCGCCUAUCUACCAUAGACUGACAAUGAACAAGUCAAUGAUGAAGAAACUCGAGACAGAACGCCGUAAGGCAGAGGCAGAGGAAGAGCUGUUACUCCUGAGAUCUCUUGAGGAACAAGAAAUCCUCGAUAAUGAUAGCGAUGAUGACUGGUAUUCAGUUGUAUGA